Messenger RNA from Asparagus officinalis (garden asparagus), 757 nucleotides. RefSeq names its product thioredoxin-like protein CXXS1. The transcript has 3 exons. The record is from RefSeq and is a predicted model, not a curated record. The coding region runs from base 125 to 496 and encodes 123 amino acids. Lineage: Eukaryota; Viridiplantae; Streptophyta; Magnoliopsida; Asparagales; Asparagaceae.
CUUUCCUCAUCCAGAAUCUCCCGUCACUCGCUCCAACCCUCAUCCCAUUAAAUAUCUACCAGAAGCAGUAUCUUACAUUAAUACUGGAGGAGAUCGAAGGGUAAGAAUUCAGAGGGACUUGGCUAUGGAAAUCCAGCAGGAAAACAACUCAAAAGUUUUGAGGGUGGAUUCUAAGGAGGCUUGGGAGUCCUUCAUAGCUCAAUCAAACAACCAAGGAUGCCCUGUUUUUGUCCACUUUACAGCUUCAUGGUGUGUUCCAUCUCUUGCUAUGAACCCUUGCGUUGAGGAGCUAGCCACAACUUACCCAAAUGUACAGUUUCUGGUGGUAGAUGUUGAUGAAGUCAAGGAGGUUGCUUCAAAAAUGGGGGUGAAAGCAAUGCCCACAUUCAUACUAAUGAAAGAUGGAGAGGUUGCACGGAAGUUGAUUGGAGCAAAUCCUGAUGAGAUAAGGAAAAUGAUCGAUGCUUGUCUUCGGCCUACAAGCAUAGCCGGGUAGUAUUUCUUGUGUUUUAAUAUAUUUAGGCAAAUCAAUAAGGCCUUUUAAUUAGUGAAUCCUCCUCACAAAGAUAAUUUAUGAGUGACGUAUGUAUGUUUUGUAUCAUGAGCCCAAGUGAAAGUUGUUGCUUAAGGAGCAAUUAUUCAAGACUGGUGUGAAAAAUUUGUACAUUUGGCAUAGAUACGAUGAUAACAAGCUUAUGUUGGUGUUGUCAAAUAUCGAUAACUUAGGGAAAUGUAUACGUGCAUCGUAAUUUUUUGA